AUGGAUGAGCACCAGAAGAAACUCAAUCAGCGGCAUGAGGGAAGGCCCCGCAAAGUGAGGUUCAAAAUAUCCUCGUCUUACAGUGGUCGAGUGCUGAAACAAGUCUAUGAAGACGGGCAGGAGCUCGAGCCCCCGGCCAAAGAGCACUCCCGGCGUUUUCUCCGCCAUGGCUUCGAGCCGGGGGACCGUUUCUGCGGGGCCAGGGAAAUGCCAGAAAGCAGGUUCUGCUCGCCAGCCAAGCUGACUGCCCAGCGGAUCAGCAUAUUCAAGGAGGACAAGAAAUACGGUCUCACCAGUAACUCUCCUCUCCUCAGUGACCACCAGUCAAGCGACAGUCAGGCUUCUCCAAUUCUAGAUUUUGGCAAGAUCAUCAUCUACACUAAUAACCUGAAAAUCAUCCGCGCACCAAUAGACCAGAAAGAGCUCAUGAGAAGAAUCAUCCAGACGGAGGAAGUAAAUGACUGGGCCUUCAUAUACCAGGAGAGGAAAGAAAGAUUUGGUGGUGGACACAAAAAAGAUAUGGAAAAAAAGGUUGUCUGCAACCGGUAUGUGCAGGAAGGAGAUGCUGAACACGGUUGUUCCCAGUGUAAAGGGUCAGGCUCUGCUCCUUGCUCGCUGUGCCACGGGAGCAAAUUUUCAAUGCUGGCAAACAGAUUCAGAGAGUCCUACAGGGCUCUCCGAUGCCCGGCUUGCAACGAAAGCGGCCUGCAGCCCUGCCAGCUCUGCGCUGCCUGA
Tauraco erythrolophus (red-crested turaco) is the source of this 735-nucleotide messenger RNA. The record is from RefSeq and is a predicted model, not a curated record. Lineage: Eukaryota; Metazoa; Chordata; Aves; Musophagiformes; Musophagidae.